This is a messenger RNA of Hylaeus anthracinus, 990 nucleotides long. Its product is annotated as polyubiquitin. The transcript is spliced from 3 exons. Gene Ontology annotation, molecular function: ubiquitin protein ligase binding; protein tag activity. Gene Ontology annotation, biological process: modification-dependent protein catabolic process; protein ubiquitination. The coding region runs from base 164 to 652 and encodes 162 amino acids. The record is from RefSeq and is a predicted model, not a curated record. Lineage: Eukaryota; Metazoa; Arthropoda; Insecta; Hymenoptera; Colletidae. Gene Ontology annotation, cellular component: cytoplasm; nucleus.
UAUAUAAGCAGGUUCUGACGCCAGUCAAUGCCAUUUCGUGUGGUUUGCUUGUAUCAUUUGGUACGGUUCUGUAUAAUUAUUUUUGUAUAAAAUUUGGUUUGGUUUGCGUUGCAGAUAUAUUCUUCUAUAAAUUAUUUCAGCGCACUACUCCAGAUCUUGAACCAUGCAGAUCUUUGUAAAGACACUGACGGGUAAAACCAUCACCCUAGAGGUCGAGGCUUCAGACACCAUUGAAAAUGUGAAGGCAAAGAUUCAAGACAAGGAAGGAAUUCCUCCAGACCAGCAACGUUUAAUCUUCGCUGGAAAACAACUGGAAGACGGGAGAACUCUCUCAGAUUACAACAUCCAGAAGGAAUCCACACUGCACUUGGUGUUGCGACUCCGUGGAGGAAUGCAGAUUUUUGUGAAGACACUGACCGGUAAAACCAUCACCCUAGAGGUCGAAGCAUCCGACACAAUAGAAAACGUGAAAGCUAAGAUUCAAGACAAGGAAGGAAUUCCUCCAGACCAGCAACGUUUGAUCUUCGCUGGCAAACAACUGGAAGAUGGGAGGACUCUCUCAGAUUACAAUAUCCAAAAGGAAUCGACACUGCACUUGGUGUUGCGACUUCGAGGAGGAAAUAGGAGGAACGAACCCUUAACUAACUGCUGAGAGGAAUGUUUCUGUCUGUGAUGUCUAGUAAAAUUGAUAGUAUUGAUAGCGUUUCUGUUACUUUUUUAUGUACAUUUCAUGUUCUAUAUAACUCGGUAUCAGUAUAUAAGUAUUUCGUUAUUUGUAUCUAAUGGCAAGAAUGGCAAAUUGUAUUGAUCCUAUUAUAUAUGUGGACACAUUCUUGUAAUUUACGUAUAUUCAUUAAAGGAUUAUAAACGAACUGGUGUUAUAAAAAUGGUUGAUUGUAUGUGCUAAAUGUUUUCACACGUACGCUUGUACAUAAUGUAUCAAAAUUUUAUAAUAAUGGUUAUUUUAAUAAUUAUUAUUUUCAAACAGUA